GGUUGAGCCGGGCCGCCGGGGAGCCCACGGGACGGACAAGGGGUAAAGUGGGGGCCGCGUGCCAAACUACCGACGGUUCGGAACGCGUUGCGGGGUAUGUAUGGAUGGAGCUCGAAGUGGGGCAUCCAGAUGACGGCAUCACCAGCGCCGGGGGGUCGGUUUGCGUCGGUCUCCUUUUGAGCCAAGUUCAUCCCAUCUUCCCCCCUGACCGUGAUAUCGAAUGUCACUCUUGUCCACAUCACUUAGGCGCCCAGACUCUUCGCAACAAUGUCUUCUUCUCCACUCAAGGUCGCCGUCCUCGAUGACUACCAGGGCAUUUCCGAGCCCAAGUUCAAGGCUCUGGACUCGUCCAAGUACCAAGUCUCCUUCUUCAAGGACACUCUUCGCCCGUAUAACCACCCCGACACUACUCAAGAUGUGAAGGAUCAGCUCAUCAAGAGGUUGGAGCCAUUCGAUGUCAUCUCAACAAUGCGAGAACGCACCCCCUUCCCGCGGGAGCUCAUCUCCCGCCUCCCCAACCUCAAGCUCCUCCUCACCACCGGCAACCGCAACCUGGCCCUGGACCUGGACGCCUUCAAAGAGCGGGGCAUCCCCGUCGCCGGCGCCGUCGACAAGUCCAACCCAGGCAGCGUCGGCUCCAUCAGCACCACCGAGCACUGCGUCACCAUGAUCCUGGCCGCCGCCCGCAACAUUGCCCAGGACGACCUUGCCGUGAAGACGGGCGGGUGGCAGACCGUUCCCGCCGUCAGCCUAAAGGGCAAGACCUUGGGAACCGUUGGCCUGGGCAGACUCGGCGUGGCGGUGGCCAAGAUCAUGAGCGUCGCUUUUGGCAUGAAGGUCGUUGCCUGGAGCAGCAACCUUACGCAGGAGAAGGCCGACGAGCAGGCUAAACAGGCCGGUUUGCCGGUGGAGGAUGAGAAGACGGGUGAGAAGACGUUCAAGGUUGUGACCAAGGAGGAGCUGUUCAGCACUGCGGACGUGGUGAGCGUGCACUUGGUCUUGUCGGAUCGGUCGAGGGGUGCGAUCGCCAAGAAGGAUCUAGAGAUGAUGAAGAAGACGGCUAUCUUUGUGAACACGUCUCGCGGACCGUUGGUGGUCGAGGAGGAUCUGCUCGAGGUGUUGGAGCAGGGCAAGAUCAGGGCCGCGGCGCUGGAUGUGUUUAACUUGGAGCCGCUGCCGUUGGAUAGCAAGUGGAGGACGACCAAGUGGGGAGAGGACGGGAGGAGCAGAGUGCUGCUUACGCCCCAUAUGGGAUACGUUGAGGAGGAUACGCUGUCCGGGUGGUAUGAUCAACAGAUUGAGAACUUGGAGAGAUGGGUGAAGGGCGAGCAGUUGGCUCUUAGCUUGUAUUAGGUUGGUUGGGCUUGCAGUAGAAGUGUAACUAACUAUCUCUGGUCCCGUCCCACAGUAGUAUAUGUUGAAUGUCGCGGGUCGUACAAUACAUUAUACUCCAUGUGCUGUUCUCGAG
Neurospora tetraspora is the source of this 1468-nucleotide messenger RNA. Its product is annotated as D-isomer specific 2-hydroxyacid dehydrogenase. Gene Ontology annotation, molecular function: oxidoreductase activity, acting on the CH-OH group of donors, NAD or NADP as acceptor; NAD binding. The transcript has 2 exons. The coding region runs from base 268 to 1353 and encodes 361 amino acids. The record is from RefSeq and is a predicted model, not a curated record. NCBI's taxonomy places the organism in Eukaryota, Fungi, Ascomycota, Sordariomycetes, Sordariales, Sordariaceae.